UAGAUUUUAGUAUUUCCAAUUUUUGAAGCCUAACCAUGUAUAUAUAUACACACACACACACAUGUAUUAAUAAUUUGCUUUGCAACUUGAAGUCUUUUUAAGUUGAUGCAUGGGGUCAUCUUCCAUUUUUAUGGGUUUAUAAAUAGAGGGAGACAGUGAGAAAAAGAGAGAGAGAGAGAGAUUAGGAGAAAUAUGGGAAGGAGUCCAUGUUGCUCCAAGGAAGGACUCAACAAAGGAGCUUGGACUGCUUUAGAAGAUAAAAUACUUACAUCAUAUAUUCAUGUUCAUGGUGAAGGCAAAUGGAGAAACCUCCCCAAGAGAGCUGGUUUGAAGAGAUGUGGCAAAAGUUGCAGACUUAGAUGGCUGAAUUAUCUUAGACCAGAUAUUAAAAGAGGCAACAUCUCUCAUGAUGAAGAAGAACUCAUUAUAAGACUCCAUAAUCUUCUUGGCAACAGAUGGUCUUUAAUAGCUGGAAGGCUACCCGGGCGAACAGACAAUGAAAUCAAGAACUACUGGAACACUACUUUAGGUAAGAGAGCUAAAGCUCAAGCAUCCAUUGAAGCUAAAACGAUACCAACCGAGUCUAGGCUCAAUAAACCCUCGAAAAGUUCAACCAAAAUCGAAGUGAUUCGAACUAAAGCUAUUAGGUGUAGCAGCAAGGUGAUGGUCCCAUUACAACCACCUGCAACUCAUCAACAUGGUCAACAUCACUAUACAAAUAAUAAUGAAGAAAUGGGUGGUGGUAUUUCAACAAUUGAAGCUCACAAUGGAAUUCAAAUGCUUGAGUCAUUGUACAGUGAUGGCGGCUCAAAUUUGUUGAGCUUCGAGAUCAAUGAACUGUUGAAAUCACACGAUGGUGGAGAAUUUGAGGAGAAUCCUAUGCAGCAGCACUUUCCGUUGGGUGAGGCAAUGCUUAAGGAUUGGUCUACAUGUCCUUGUCUUGAUGACAAUGGUGCCACUGAUUUGGAAUCAUUGGCCUUUUUGCUUGACACUGAUGAAUGGCCAUGAUACGAAUAUCAGUACUGCUACAGUGAAAAAUAAAUGCAAUCAUUUCACCGUAUAUCUUUUUUUCUUAAGAUUAGAAAAAAAAAAUGCUUCUUUUUGCUUGUUGGAAGGUUGCAUGUUAUGACAAAAUUACUGUAAUUUUGGGUGUUGAAAAAUAAAUAACUCAUCCACGUGUCUGGUUAAUGCUA
Molecule: messenger RNA, 1193 nt
Organism: Gossypium raimondii (Peruvian cotton)
Lineage: Eukaryota; Viridiplantae; Streptophyta; Magnoliopsida; Malvales; Malvaceae
Product: transcription factor MYB123
Exons: 3
Coding region: 193-1008 (271 amino acids)
Source: RefSeq, a predicted model, not a curated record